This is a messenger RNA of Mytilus trossulus (common blue mussel), 3793 nucleotides long. RefSeq lists its product as uncharacterized. Gene Ontology annotation, biological process: regulation of apoptotic process; signal transduction. Gene Ontology annotation, molecular function: protease binding; death domain binding. Lineage: Eukaryota; Metazoa; Mollusca; Bivalvia; Mytilida; Mytilidae. The record is from RefSeq and is a predicted model, not a curated record. The coding region runs from base 1 to 3633 and encodes 1210 amino acids. The transcript is spliced from 15 exons.
AUGUUAAAUGGACAACAAAUACUUCAUGGAGAAACAGCUUUACAUUAUGCUGCUCAGUUUGGACAGAUUGAUGUAACAAAAUGGUUAAUACAUCAAGGAUGCAGUCCUUGGGUGAAAUCAAAACAGGGUAAUACUCCUUAUGAUCUGGUAGAAAUAAAAAGCUAUGAUGAUGAAGAGGAAAAAAGGAAGAAGGAAGAAGUGAUGGACUUCCUUAAGACUGUCAUGUCAAAGACAUCCCCAGAAGUAACUCCUGACACCCAUUUACAGGAACCUGCAGCACCAGUAGUUGAAGAUUCCAUCGGAAAAGGGCAACAGUCUGCAAUGUUGAAUCGUUUAUUAGGGAAGGGCAGCUAUGAAUCAUUUGAUAUGAGAUGCAUGGUAACCGGUCAAUUUUCUGUUGGGAAAACGACUCUUGUGAAGCUGUUAGCUGGGGAUGUCCUACCAGAAGGGCGACAUCCAACUGAUGGGAUUUCUCUGGUAGAAGGUCGCUGUGGCCUCGACAUUCAGUCAAAAGAGUGGAUUCUUGUUGAUCCAGACUCUUACAAUGCCCUAGAUGUUGUGUACCAUAAGGUUUUAAUGACCUCUCUGGAAGAAGAGGAGGAGAGUGAAGUUACCAACAAAGCUUCAGAUACAAGCCCAACUGGUUAUGCCAAAGCUACACUUUCCUCUUUGCCCUCAGAACAGUCUGCAACAGCACAAUCUCUACCAUCUACGAAAUCCUCCAAUGUGCCUCACACAGUAAACCAGAUGGAACAGAAAAUGAGAACAAGAAUGACUAAAGAAGAAAUAAGAAAGAAAAUGGAAAAAGUCCUCAAAAGUGGGAAGUAUAAAAUGAAAGUUGGACGUCUUAUCUUCUGGGAUUUUGGUGGACAAUACGUUUAUUUAACAACACACCAGACCUUUAUGACGUUCCGGGCAUUGUUUCUUGUAGUAUUUGAUGGGAGCAAAGAUUUGCAUGAACAGGUACCUGAUGUGAUGUGUUUUCCAGGGCAGCACAUGACGCCAACGCCAGCAGUAUUCUUGCAAUAUUGGGUCAAUUCCAUCCUGACCUAUUGUAAGGUUGUAUAUGCAGGCAUUCCAAAGAUCUUGUUUGUUGCCACUCACAAGGACAAAGUACUAACGGAGAAUAUUGCGACCAGACGUGAAGAGCUUUACAGAGGAAUUGAGGAAUUGUUUAAAGAUCACGAGGGAAAACAUCAUCUGGUCCUUAGACCUCUAAUAUUUGUCAAUGCCAAAGAUCAAGCCGACCCAGAAAUAGAAGUUCUGAAGAAAACAAUAACAGAACUAACAUUCGACCAUCCAUGCUGGGGUGAAAGGAUGCCGAAUGCAUGUGUUCCACUGGAGCUUGAGAUCGCUGAACUAGUGGCAGAAGGAAAGCAAAUAAUGUCAUUGGCUGAAGUUAAAGAAUUAAAUGCUAUCAGCGAGGUGUCUGUCCUGUCUCCUGGGCAGUUGACCGUCUUUCUACAUUAUCAACAUUCUCUAGGGAAAAUUGUCUAUUUUGACACACCACAGCUAAGAGAUAAUGUUAUCAUCAGUCCCCUUCUUAUGGUGGAAGUUAUGAGAUCUUUUAUUACUGAUGUUGAAUUCUGGCCAAAAGAAGAUAACACAAGAAAAACCUUCAAAAAGAUGUCUGAAAAUGGAAUGAUACAAAAAUUAGACCUCUACCAGAUUUGGGAGCAAGACGAAUUUUGUCAGAUAUUACUCUUUAAAGAGUACAUAUUUGAUAUGCUGAUACACCUUGAUAUUGUAUCUGAACAGCGUAGAUAUGAUACAAAAACAGGAAGUCGGCUACCAGUAGAACACUUCUUUGUACCCUGUAUGCUUACCCAAAGAAAUGAUACAGAUUUCUUGUCACAAGAAUGUACACCAGAGAGGACUGUUAGUUUGGCCUUUGUUUUUAACGGAACCGUUGUUCCUCCAGCUUUACCGAAUCGUCUCAUAUGCGCAUGUCUCAGUAUGUGGACAUUGAAGCAAUACCGUGGAAGGAAACUUAUGUUUUCUGGGUUUGUUGGGUUAUCAGUUGAUAAAGAGCAUGAUAUCGUUGUCUGUGUAGAAGGAAAUAAGAUCUUAUUGCACCUAGUCCACAAGCGCUCCAAGGGUUUGAUAAUACCUGAUAUAGCCACCAGUGUCCGGGAUUGUUUGUUUGUUACUUUAGAGAGAAUCUCCGAAUUUUAUCAGUUCUCCAUCCAUUGUAAAGCCAACAGCAAGUUACCCUUCCACACCGAGUAUUCAUGCUCGAAAUUAAACUGUUUCACUUCAGAAAAUAAGAUGGCUUCCGAAACUGAGGAAUGUCUUUGUGAACACAGAGAAAACAUUAAAAAUAACUGGAGUAUUUGGAACAAGAAAAGGGAACAAAAGCAGUGUGAUGCUAAUUGUCCAGGUUUGAGUGAAGAUGCAUUAUCUCAGAUCCCAAGUAACACAGAGUUGCUUCGUCUGUCUAAUCAUUGUGAGGCACAUAUGCUACAUGAAUUGGCUCUGCAUCUUGGAAUGGACGAGAUGGUAUGGAGUGAUAUGGUAGAGAAUUACCCAACAAAUACACAGAUGGUUAAAUUUUUGACGCUUAUUCAUUUGAAAGAGAAUAAUGAAAUCAGUUUCGCAGAAUUGGACAACGGAUUGAGAGAAAUGGAAGUAACAACACAUAAACUAUGUGUGGUACGUCGAAGAAAACAAGUGAAAUCUGGUAUUCCUGACGAUAUUCUAGACUGUAUUCCAUCAGACGAAAUUUUAGAUAGAUUAGCACCGCUGGUUGGCAAUAUAGUUCUUCAACUAGGAAUAGAACUUGGAUUUUCUGUAGAAGAGAUAGAGAGUAUUAAAGAGAAACGUGAUCGUGAUUUGAGAGCACAGAAUAAGGAAGUCUUGUUUGCAUGGAGGAAAGACAGAACAGUGACACCUACAAUACGGGUACUUGAGCAAGUUUUUGUAGAUAUUGGUAAAGGAGCAAGGUGUUUAAAGGAGGUUGUAAAGGACGUUGAUCCCAAUACACUUAAAGCAGUAGAAAUUGUUACAGAUAGAAUCAGAGAAAACGAAAACAGAAUCAUACAGGACAUACAAACCAGCCAAAUUUUAGAUCAUAUGAUGGCACAUCUGGUGAUAUCAGUAGAUGACAGACGCCGUAUUGAACAACAUGCUGGACAAGAUGAUCAGAACAAAGCUUUGCUGGAUAUUGUGACCAAAAGAAGGGAACCUGCUUACAGUGUAUUUGUUGAUGGAUUACGUAUUUAUGGAUACGAAGAUAUCGCUAAUGAUUUGAAAUGUGAUUUCAGUCCAAGUCCAACAUCAGCAUCGGCAGAAAAUGAAGGCUUAUCAGUUUGUAAUGUUCCAUUAUAUAAAGUUCGUCUACAAAAGAACUACCUCAAGGUCAUCACUGAUAUACAACACGAGAACAUAGUAGAUCAUCUAAUAUCAAGAGAGGUAGUGUCAGUUGAUGAUGGGAAGAAGAUAGAAUCUGGUAAAACACCACAGGAAAAGAACAGGAAUUUAAUGGACAUGCUGUUGCGUAAAAAUGAACAGGGAUUUAAUGAAUUUCGCAAAGCCCUACGAAAAGACUCAAUUUAUGCAGAUCUAGCAGAUCAAAUAGAAAAGACAGAAGUUACUAGCACAGACAUGGCAACUCUUCAUAAAUGCUUCAAAUAAAAUAAAAGUAAUUUCUUUCAGAAAAAAACAGCUAGGAAAACCAUCAGUUAACAAUUAAUAGAAGGAAGUAUUGUCAAUCCAAGGCAUUACGAUUUGGUCACUUCAAUAAUCCACUGUAAAUUCAAAAAUUAUUGCGUGCAUUAAUUAUUGCCUUUCUUUU